Populus trichocarpa (black cottonwood) is the source of this 1250-nucleotide messenger RNA. RefSeq names its product callose synthase 10. The coding region runs from base 187 to 876 and encodes 229 amino acids. NCBI's taxonomy places the organism in Eukaryota, Viridiplantae, Streptophyta, Magnoliopsida, Malpighiales, Salicaceae. The transcript has 6 exons. The record is from RefSeq and is a predicted model, not a curated record.
CUCUCUCUCUCUCUCUCCUCCCCAAUUUUUCUCAAAUUCUUCCAGUUUAAGAAUUGGUCAUACCCCUUCCUGUCUAUUUCUCUACCAAUACAAUUUAGCCCCGUCCUAAAAAAAAACAUCUCACACGUGAGAGACCAAAAUCCUCUACACCACGAUUUGAUCCUUCAUAUAUCAUUAUUGUAAACGAUGUCCCGGGUUACCAAUAAUUGGGAGAGGUUAGUGGGAGCGACGUUGAAGCGAGAACUCGGUCAAGGUCAUGAGAGAACGUCCAGUGGCAUCGCCGGAGCUGUGCCACCUUCGCUUGCCCGUACGACCAUUAUUGACGCGAUUUUGCAGGCUGCCGAUGAGAUUCAAGAUGAGGACCCUAACGUUGCCAGAAUUUUGUGUGAGCAAGCAUAUAGCAUGGCACAAAAUUUGGACCCAAGCAGUGAUGGUCGUGGUGUUCUCCAAUUCAAGACCGGUUUGAUGUCUGCUAUUACGCAAAAACUUGCCAGAAGGGACGGUGCCCGUAUAGAUCGCCAUCGGGAUAUUGAACACCUGUGGGAGUUUUACCAGCACUACAAGAGACGUCAUAGAGUGGAUGACAUCCAAAGAGAGGAACAAAAGUUCCGGGAAUCUGGAAAUUUUUCUACUGUUAAUCUGGGAGAAUUUGAGCUAAGAUCUCUAGAGAUGAAAAAGGUAUUUGCUACCUUGAGGGCCUUAGUAGAGGUCAUGGAAGCACUCAGUAAAGAUGCAGAUCCUCAUGGGGCUGGCAGACAUAUCAUGGAGGAGCUACAAAGAAUUAAGACGGUUGGGGAGCUCACAUCGUAUAAUAUUGUCCCAUUGGAUGCACCUUCAUCAAGUAAUGCCACUGGAGUUUUCCCUGAACCCCUUUGAAACAGGUGGGAUCAAGGAAAUUCCAAGCUCAUCGAUUGACAUAAUAUGCUGUUUUCUGUGAAAGGGUUGCUCCACAUGAAAGUGUUCAUAGCCGGCGCAACAAAAAGUGGCUUGCUGUAUUCCCAUGCUCGGACAAUGCUGGUCAGCAGAUUGUCACAAAAGUGGAAGAAAAGAUCAGACGUUUUUCAAUGAUUCUAGGAGAGGGAGAGAGAUUAAGUUAAUUAAUAAUGUAGGAAAUACAAUUACAGGAGACCAAGAUAACUCAUAUCACUCACUCUGUAAUGAAUUACUAGCAUUAAGAUGGUAUCUGGUAUUGGAGGAGUUGUUUGUAAAAGUUUUUUUUAUUUAAAAAUAUAUUAAAAUAAUAUUUUUUA